Messenger RNA from Harpia harpyja (harpy eagle), 424 nucleotides. RefSeq names its product serine peptidase inhibitor Kazal type 2 (gene SPINK2). The record is from RefSeq and is a predicted model, not a curated record. The coding region runs from base 60 to 302 and encodes 80 amino acids. Gene Ontology annotation, molecular function: serine-type endopeptidase inhibitor activity; protein binding. Lineage: Eukaryota; Metazoa; Chordata; Aves; Accipitriformes; Accipitridae. The transcript has 4 exons.
GGCGGCCCCGCUCCGGCCCCGCUCCGCCCCCGCCCGCCGCCGUUGCUCCGUUCGCCGACAUGGCGGUUCCGGUGCUGGUGCUGGUGCUGCUGCCCGCCCUCCUCACCGGGCUCUUCUCGCGUCCCGGCGCCGUCGCCAGCGUCCCGCCUGCCUGCUACAAGUAUGGUGUGCCUGGAUGUCCAAGGGACUACAAUCCAGUUUGUGGGACCGAUGGAAAGACCUACUCAAACGAGUGUGUGCUCUGCCUUUCAAACAGUGAAAAUAAAAAGUAUGUCCAAAUUUUCAAGAUGGGAAGAUGCUGAUAUGGCAGAUGGCCACUUUUCAGGAAAAUGAGAAGGACACAGACAUUCCAAAUGGAAACAAUGCCUUAAAGGUGCCUUCUAUGUAGCCUGUCUUAAUAAAUAAAUAUGCCUGUUUAAACAAA